AUGUCGGAACUACUAAACAACACACCCAAGAAGAUGAAUGAAUCAAUAAUCAGCGGUGUUUCGUCAGACCCCAGCCGGCUGGAAUUUUCUCUGCAGAGCCCUGCUCUUUGUCUGGCAUGGAACGAGGAUUCGCUGGUCUACGGCUACAACCAGGGAGUGACAGUUUUGACCCGCAAGCCUGUUGUUUUGGGCAAUGCUUUUGCAUCCGAAUGGUCUUUCCUGUCUGUCGAGUACCAUAUGGGUCUGGCAUGCGAGCUGAUUGCCACCUGCGGCGCUUUCGUGGCCGUGGGACACGAUGAUAACACAAUCUCCCUUAUCAACACAGCCGAAGAGGACGCAAUUGAGAGAACUGACGUGAAACGUGGUCACUACGACUUUGUGAACGGCAUCGACGUCAAUUUGGAUGGAAUGGUGGCAUCCGUGGGUGAUGACCGACAACUGUUGAUUUAUUCAGACAAGUUGGAAGUGGUGCACAAAAUCAAGCUGGACGGAGCUGGACGAGCUGUUAAGUUCCAAGAGGAUGGAGGACCCCAUCUGGUGGUUCUGGAGGGUUCCAACCGACUGAAUGUCUACGACUGGGAAAAGGGCCAGUUCCUAUACACCGUUUUCUCCAACGAUGUAGUGGGUGGCUCGAAAAAGAUCGGAUGUUGUGGUCCGCCAGCAGCAGUCAAGGCUGUUGCUCUGAAUGUGGGACAAAACCACGCCGACCAGUUGACUGUUCUUGGAAGCGGAUGGUGGCGAAAGUACUCCAGUGCCAAUUUGCAGGGAGGAGGAGGCCAUACGGUGCCCAACAAGCAGGGUGAGCUGUAUGGCAGUCGGCAGCUGAGUGGCGCUGUGUUCUGCGUCAGUAACGACACUGCCGUGGUGGUGAGCGACAAGAAGACUUUAUUUUACUCGCUGGGCACAGAGAAAUCCAUUGAGGUGGCUUGUGACUUCGUUUCUGGCGUGGAAGCUGCAGCCGUGCGAGCCAAGGGCGAUUUGGUGGCUGUGGCAGGAGGACGAGCACUGGUUCUGUUGAAUAGUGCUGAAAACGAGAGCAACAUUGUGAGACGUUAA
Molecule: messenger RNA, 1056 nt
Organism: Yarrowia lipolytica CLIB122
Lineage: Eukaryota; Fungi; Ascomycota; Dipodascomycetes; Dipodascales
Cellular component (GO): nuclear pore outer ring
Molecular function (GO): protein binding
Source: RefSeq, a predicted model, not a curated record